CGCAUUCACCGGGGGAAAAAAAUAUAUAUAUUUUUUUUUACAUCAGCCGAUAUAAUAUUUAAGUUGCAGUGGUUGAGCUGACUUGUGAGGCGAAAAUGAUAACUUAACGGACACGGGCGGAUAAGAAGUCCAGUUUCAGGCAAAGUUGUACCUGCAAACGUGUUCAUUUCUAGUAAGUAAGUCCGUCGUUUGCUUAGGUGCGUCCACGCACGAAUGGCGGGUGCGCACGACAACAGGAUAUCUCUGUCAAAGACGAAAUUCAAACCCACGCCCUUGAAAGUACAGAAUCAAAGUCCAGUUGGCUGGGAGGCUGGCUCUGCUGCGCCGCUUCACUCCAAAUACGGAGCCAUCUUUUGCACAGCCUGCACAUGAACAGCGCGGACUGGUGCAGCCACGUCUGCUCGGACCCCCGGACACCCUAGAGUAUAGAUGCUUUCUGCGGUUAAAAUGCUGAGGAAAUCUCUGCUGAGCGUCGGGCUGCGGGCGGACCGACAGCCGCCCAAGGCGCCUCGGGGGGCGACGGCGGUCCCGGAUCCACUCGGUCACGGGGACAUCCGCCGCCGCGACGCAUCCACCUCCAGCUCCGGCUCCACCACCGUGAUGGGAGCCAGCAGCAAAAUGAAGACGCUGGACGACUUAGGCGGCCCGAACUUCAUGACAUCCUUAUACUGGCUUUUUGUAAAGGGGUAUUUCCAAAAGACGCAACAAAUGCAAAUCGAGCACAGCAAGAUCUACGGUCCUCUGUGGAAGUCGCAGUACGGCCCUCUGGUCGUGGUGAACGUGGCCAGCGCUGAGCUGAUAGAGCAGGUUUUGAGGCAGGAGGGGAGACACCCCGUCCGGACUGACAUGCCCCACUGGAGGAGCUACAGAGAGCUCAGGAACCAGGCCCACGGACCCUUGACAGAGAUGGGGGCCAAGUGGCAGCGCAUCCGCAGCAUCUUGAACCCUCGAAUGUUGAAGCCCAAACACGUCUCCUCCUACGUUAGCACUAUCAACGAGGUUGUGACGGACUUCAUACACAGAGUGGCCUGGCUGAGGGAAACCAGCGGCCAGGGAGUUAUGGUCAAUGACCUGACGGGAGAACUCUACAAAUUUGCUUUUGAAGGCAUCUGUUCAGUGUUGUUUGAGACGCGCAUGGGCUGCAUGAACGAGGUGGUGCCCGAGGAAACCCAAGAGUUCAUCAACUCCGUGGGCAAAAUGUUUCAGCUCUCCCAAAUCAUCGUCCUCUUCCCCAAGUCCACCUGGCCUUACUUGCCUUUCUGGAAACAGUUUGUGGCAGUCUGGGAUCAUCUCUUCAAAGUCGCUGAAGUGUUGGUGCAGAAAAAAAUAGAGGAGAUCCAAGAGAAGGUGAACCUGGACCACAACGUGGAGGGCGCGUACCUCACACACCUGCUGCUCAGUGAACAGAUGACGGUCACUGAGAUUCUGGGAAGCGUCACCGAACUCCUGCUAGCAGGAGUCGACACGACAUCCAACACUAUCUCGUGGUCUUUGUACCACUUGGCGAAAGAGCCACAGAUCCAAGAACAGUUAUACCAGGAAGUGAUAAGUGUUUGCCCUGGAGACAAGACACCAACCAGCAAUGACUUUGCUCAGAUGCCGUACCUGAAGGCCGUCAUCAGAGAGACGCUACGGCUGUAUCCAGUGGUACCAGGGAACGCCCGGGUCAGCGUUGAAAAUGAGAUUGUGGUGGGAGAUCACCUCUUCCCGAAGCAGACGCUGUUCCACCUGUGCCACUAUGCUGUGUCCUAUGACGAGAAUAUCUUCCCUGAGCCCCACACCUUCCUGCCACGCCGAUGGCUCCGUGGAGAGGAGGAGAAGUCCAAGCAGCACCCGUUCGGGUCCGUCCCGUUCGGUUUUGGGAUCCGGGCGUGUCUGGGCCGACGGGUGGCCGAACUUGAGAUGUAUCUUCUCCUGUCCAGGCUGAUAAAGCACUAUGAGGUGCGGCCGGAUCCUGCUGGAACCACAGUGAAGCCGAUCACCAGGACCCUGCUUUGCCCCGCUACUCCAAUCAACCUGCAGUUUCUGGACAGAAGAGUCGGGCAGGAGGAGGAGCCGAGAGCGGCAGGAGGAGGAGUUUCUCUGUGAGCCUGUUUGGUAUUCACACGGCGGAGCCUGCCUGUCACCAAGCGCCUGUUUAUACAGAGUUCACAUCCUGACAACUGCCUGGAUGGAAUACAUCUAAACUGUGGCAUAAAGUGUGAGAUAACUGACCAAGUAGUGGGUUGUACAGCACAGAAUAUAAUGCAGUAUGUAUAGAAUUAAAAAAAAAAUGUUUUGGGUACAUAAUAAUUCUUUAACCAACCCAAAAAAGAAAAAAACUAUAAAGGGUGUAAGGGUUUUUCUACGGGGAUUUGUUUAGUUUCCGUUCUGCAAAUGCUGCAUUCUGGUUUUUAUUAAAAUCUUCGGCUGUUGCCUCGCAGCAGGAAAUAUCCUGGGUCCAAACCUGAUUAGUGGCAGCCUCGAGUUGGAGUGACGUUCCCUUUAGUUUCCCCAACAUAAAAAGUACAUACAUUUUACUCCUACAGGACACGUCUGUUGUUGUUCUAUCUUUUCUUAUUUUCAACAAUAAAGUACGUUAGUAAGUAAAAUGUGAACAUCACAUUUGGCAAAACUGUCUGCAUCACCAAUGUAAGUGCUUG
Xiphias gladius (swordfish) is the source of this 2642-nucleotide messenger RNA. Its product is annotated as cytochrome P450. The record is from RefSeq and is a predicted model, not a curated record. The transcript is spliced from 9 exons. Lineage: Eukaryota; Metazoa; Chordata; Actinopteri; Istiophoriformes; Xiphiidae. Bases 430 to 2088 code for a protein of 552 amino acids. Gene Ontology annotation, molecular function: monooxygenase activity; iron ion binding; oxidoreductase activity, acting on paired donors, with incorporation or reduction of molecular oxygen. Gene Ontology annotation, biological process: cellular response to peptide hormone stimulus; cortisol metabolic process; C21-steroid hormone biosynthetic process. Gene Ontology annotation, cellular component: mitochondrial inner membrane.